UUUUGAGUGUCGUUGAUAGCAAAUCGUGGAUCAGAAAAAAAAAGUUUUUAGAAGCAAUGAAAGUCAGAGAGUUGUUCAUAGCUUUAUCAUCCCUUAUAUUAAUUAAUUUACAUUUACAUCAUUGCCUGACUUUAAACAGUUCUGAUCAUGCAGAAUUUUCAAGUUCAAAUCAUACAAUUGAGAAUAAUUCUACGUUAGUGAGUCAUAGAAGUCCAAAAUACUUCCCAUUCUAUACGUUGGGAAGAUUUGCUCAGGAUGUGUGUACUGGAACUAAUAGUUUGACAGGAACUUGCAUGCUUAAAGGACAGUGUAAUGAUUUAGGAGGUACUUUAACGGGAACGACAUCAUGUUCUCAAGCUAAUACACAGCAAGCAUCAUGUUGCAUCCUCAUUAAGACCUGUGGUGGAUUUACUCAAACGAACAAUACGUACUUUGUGAAUGUAAAUUAUCCAGCGACAUUCCCAGGUGGAUCAAGAUGUAAUCUUCGUGUAUCAAGGAUGGGAACUGAUGUGUGUCAAUUAAAGAUUUCAUUCUUAGACAUGUCAUUAGCGCCACCAACGGGAGAUGGUGUGUGCUCAUUUGACUAUUUCACUGUAACGGGAGGAAGUUCACCUGUACCUAGAAUCUGUGGUGAAAAUUCGGGUCAGCACGUUUAUGUUGAUUUUGCUGGAGAUAAUCCUGUCACUAUUACAGUUGCUACAUCUGCUGCCUUCACAUUCAAUCGUCGUUGGCAUCUUCAUGUCCAACAAAUCGGAUGUGAUUCCACUUCAAGAGCUCCUUUUGGAUGUCUUCAAUACUGGACAGACACUACUAAUACAAUUUCUAGUUUCAAUUAUAAUUCAGCAGGAAGUGGUCAAUUAAAUGCCAUUGGCGUUCAAGGAUCAAGACAAAUAGCUAAUAUGGCAUAUGGCGCUUGUGUUUUAACUCAGCCUGGAAUGUGCUCAAUUACAUGGUCUUUACCUGGAACUGAUAUUUUUGCUUUUACAUUAACUGGAGAUGUUGGCGCUGUAGUUCCAGCUGUAUUAGGUACAGCAGCUGUUCAAAGUCAAGUUUGUACAACAGAUUUUGUUGUAAUUCCAAAUGCUCAACAAGCUGGAAUUGUUAUGCCUAGUGAUCGAUUUUGUGGACUAGGACUUGCCGCAACCACAAGUAAUAUUCGACCAUUUGUAAUUUAUUCUGUGACUGAUGCAAACGAAACGCCAGAUAUUGGAAAUCGAGGAUGGAGUUUGACUUAUGUCCAAAAUAUGUGUCCUGUUUAAAGUUACUAUCUAUCGCUGAUCAAGAUUCAAG
Chironomus riparius is the source of this 1290-nucleotide messenger RNA. The record is from the annotation of a GenBank genome assembly. Lineage: Eukaryota; Metazoa; Arthropoda; Insecta; Diptera; Chironomidae.